Messenger RNA from Rangifer tarandus platyrhynchus (Svalbard reindeer), 489 nucleotides. NCBI's taxonomy places the organism in Eukaryota, Metazoa, Chordata, Mammalia, Artiodactyla, Cervidae. The record is from the annotation of a GenBank genome assembly.
AUGCUGGAACCAGGACCCAGGCAGGCUCCGCCCCCCGACCCCCCACAGCCGUCCCAGAGUGCCUUGCCCCAGAGACCGGAUGUCCCAGGAGUCCUCGCAGUCCCUCAGGCCGGAAGGAGGUGUUUGCUGUUUCUGGGGUUCGCCCCAGGCUGCGGUGGACCUACGCCACCUCAGCCAUCGUCAAGGGUCACGGGCGAGGUCAAGGACCGGCUGCUGAGAAGCAGCACCAGGAUACUGCGGAUGCUGGAGGAGGCUGCUGCGCGGAGUUCAUGCCAGGCCUACAGCCAGGUAAGCUGCCACGGCCUGUCGAUACUGGCCAGAGUGGGGCAAACACGAGUCAUGAGGCUGCGGCCUAGUGACCCUGAGGCCUGGCCAAGCACGACUGGGCAGGAGCGCAUCCUCCCGCCCCCUGAAUACAGGAGUGCACGCUUCCCGUUGCGCUUGACGGUGGCCCGUGCCCCGCUGUGGCCACCAGGGAGCGUCUGGUGA